Messenger RNA from Maniola jurtina (meadow brown), 3786 nucleotides. RefSeq lists its product as uncharacterized. The transcript is spliced from 8 exons. Lineage: Eukaryota; Metazoa; Arthropoda; Insecta; Lepidoptera; Nymphalidae. Bases 140 to 994 code for a protein of 284 amino acids. The record is from RefSeq and is a predicted model, not a curated record.
AUAUAUCCCGCCCAGUCCCAAGUAGAUUAUGAAAAGACACAAGAAAAGCAGUUGAAAGAUCAGAGGAAUGUACCGUUGCCCAAAACAUGUGAUGAUUUCCAGCGGUUCAGCUAUAUGAGAGAUCCUACACAGCCCAUAUAUGUACAAGGCGGUUCAAAGACUCUUUAUAAUGUACCAAGUGAUCCAACACACGUGGACCGCAGCACCAUCGACACGUCGCCGGAACCUCUGUUCAAUAUGCAAACAAAAACGCCACUUCAGCAAAGCAAUGUUAACAACACCAGCCUUGAUUUCACUGUGCAAACUGUUCCUACUGCCGCCGCUACCGGUCUUGGAGCUAUGCGAUCUAAAAAUGUUAGCGCCGCUACCGGUCUUGGAGCUAUGCGAUCUAAAAAUGUUAGAUUCGAGCUCUUCGUCAAGUGUCAUGCCGAAUACGACGUACAGCUUAUCCGAGAUGUACGAGGAUGCGCUCGAGGUCGUCGCCCACGACUCAGACUACAUGGAGAGUAUUGGUAUGUCCGAACCAGUCAACUGCGUGUUUUGCGGUUGGGCCGGAUCCAUACUUUUGCUAGAUGGCCAUAUUCGAAAUGAUCACGCGUGCUCCAUAUACAAGAUGGACAAGAGCGAAUGGAACAUUACCUAUACCCUCAAGAGUCUAACAGAGUGUGACGCCUGGCUCCACAGAGUGAUAGAGUACGAUGAUACACUGUACCUGAUCAGCGUCAAGUAUGAGCGUCCUGCCUGCUUCAUGGCCACGAUUUCGUUAUUAUCGCUGGACCUACUGAUGCCAAAAGAAAAAAAUGCAAGUAUGACCUUGUUCAACAAAAGCACUGGAGAGCCGUUCUCAUGGACCGGCCACGUACCCAACUUCCCUCCCGGCUCGCCGAGCGAUGAUGGCGCGAACGGCCUCAAAUUACAACUCGAUCUACUCGACAAUACUACCGUCUCACAAGACAUAGACGUAACAGUAUUCGUCUCGAUUUAUAAUAAAUGAAAAAAAUAGUUAAACUAACAUAAAAAAUAUUUUUACACAUUUUUUGUUACUUAUGCUUACUAUACUUAUAUGUUUAUUUGCUAUGUUAACUAUGUUUGCUUUGUUUACUCUACAGGAAUACCUGUUGUUAAAAAAUGGUCGAGAGCCUAGAUUUACUGCCAAAUCUACGAAAAAAUUACUAUUUAGUUCAACUAAAUCAAUACCUUUAAAAAAUUUCCUAUUAUAUUAAAGGUAUUUCUACUAAUAUUUAUACCAGUAAAUACUCAUUUAUUAUAUUUAAGUCUACAAAACUAUUUAGUUCAACUAAAUGAAUACCUUUAGUAAAGUUUCUAUUAUAUUAUAGGUAUUUCUAAAUAUUACUCAUAUUUUUAUAAAUAUUUAUAUCAGAAAAUACUCAUUUAUUAUGUUUGUAUAUUUAAGUCUACAAAAAAUUAACUAUUUACUUCAACUAACUAAAUAUUAAAUACCUUUAAUAAAGUUCCUAUUAUAUUAUAGGUAUUUCUAGAUGUAGAAGUAUUCCUAUAUUAUAAAGAAUUCCUAGAAGUAUUUAGUUCAAAUAAAUAAACAAAGUUUAUUAAGUUUAAGAAAAUAUAAGUCAUAUUUUUAUAAGUUUUUAUAUGAGUCAAUACUCAUUUGUUACAUUUAUAUACUAUGAUAACUUAUAAGUAUAAUAAAAAAAAAAAAAAAAAAAAAAAAAAUAAUAAUAAAAAAAAAAAAAAAAAAAAGUAUGCCUACUAAAAGAAAAUUAUGUGAAAGAGCACUUAUAACUAACAUGUUAGUUGUUUAGAUUUUCAACCCACGACUCUGAGAGGGAACAUUUUCUCAGUUUAUGGUGAUUUCGAUUAUAUUUGAGUAUUUAAAUAUGAUGGAAACUCAAAAUCGGCGCCAUAUACUGAGAUGAAGGUGCCCUUAACUUGGCAAGAAAAUUAUGUGAAAGAGCACACACAUUAUAAUAUCUAUUGUGUCAACAAAAAAUUUAAUAUUUCGUUCAAAAUACAUAGCUUUAAUAAAAUCCUCAUUAUAUUAUAGGUGUUCCUGAAAAUAGAAGUCAUAUUUUAUAAGUCAAUAUUUGUGCUUAAACUAUAGUUUAGAAGUAUACAUAAGUUCGCUUCCACUGGUGCGCUUCCAACUUGAAAAAAAAUGAAAAGGUUUUUUUUUUCACGUGAAUUUUCUAGACUGACUUCUAGACUAUAUACAUAUAUACGACUUUAUACUAAUGCAAGCGUUCUAAUGCAAGCGUUUGCGUAGUGCAUAGAUGUGUGAUAGCACACAACGCGAAUGCAUUGCUUACAUACGCAUGAGUAAAUAGGCAUUUUCUAGGCAAGCGCGCUCCAUCUAAAGCUGCGUCAUCACUUGACAGCAAAUCGAUUGCAGCCAAGUGCUAAUCUAAAAAUUAAAAAAAUACUUCUACGCAAGUCAAAAGCACACCGGUAUAGUUAGACCAGUAGGUACAGUAUUAACUUCUGAACCCUAUUUGUGAAGAAUCAUGUUAAUUACUUUUUGUCACUUUUGAUUUAUAUUAUAAUUAGUGAGUUAUUUCAAUAAGAAUAAAGGUGAUUUCUUUUUUACCUCGAUUUUGUACCUGAAUAUGAUUAAAUAAUAGCUAAAGCUGCGUCAUCACUUGCCAGCAAGUCAAUUGCAGUCAAGUGCUAGUCUAUUUAAAAAAAAACUACGCAAGUUGAAAGCACACAAGUGUAGUUAGACCGUACAGUAUAAACUUGGGAACAGGGUAUUUGUGCAUUUAAUGCAGCUUUCAUACAGCGUGUACUUUUAGAUUGAAGUUUUAUGCAAUUUAUUAUAUUAAUAGGCAUUGCGCAAAAGUUCAAUCUAGAAAUAAUAAUAAUAGUACAUAUAUUAAUAACACUAUUAAGUAUCUAUGUUUGCAACAGAAAUUCGGGAGAAAAGGCUGUUUAUCGAAAUAUGAUGGCUCUGUUGUAUUUUUCUUAUAAUUAAGUACAUUUUUUUUUUGCUUUAAAACUUAUAUUUUGAUUUCCAGUGUCGAUUUGUUGAGGGGAAACAAAUCCUUUAUAAAAAUAUUUACAUACGCGUUUCUAAAAGUGUUGAUUUUUGAGAUGUUUCUUUUUCAUCAAUUAAGAAUCAUGUUAUUUCUUUUUGUUACUUUUGAUUUAUAUUAUAGUUAGUAAGUUAUUGAAUAAGAAUAAAGAUCUCUUUUUUUACCUCGAUUUUGUACCUGAAUAUGAUUAAAUAGUAAUGUAUACUUCUAGGUCUAGGUAUAAGUUACUACCUAGUAAAAGCCAAAAAUUCAUGUGCCAAUUAUUUUUUAUUUGUUACAUUAUCUGAAGUAAUUUAUAAGUAUUUAUUUGUUUUCAUUUAAAAUUAUAGGUUGUGAAUUGUUUCACUAUUGAAACGUUUUUUUUCAAAAGAAAACAUCAUUAUUUUUUCAGUCUAAGAUCGAACGCACUUACAAAAUUCUUCUAGUUUGUCGCGGUUACUUAAAAUUUUCGGUAUUUUUGUGCAGGUGACGAAAUAGCUUUGGUGACAAUAAUGAAAAAGUGGUCAUGACAAAUAAAUUUUUCGUCAUGUCGUCAUGAUGAUAAAAAUCUUUCGUGGGGUUUUUAAAAACUUAAUGCAUCCCUACUUUUGGGUUCGCUUUGUUUUCUUCUAUAUAAUUUAUGUUGCACAUAAUCUUUUACAUACUUAACAUGUAUUUAAAAUACAUUUUGUAUAUGAUAUUUUCUUAAAAAGUUUUUCAAUUGUAGCUAAUACUUAUAGUGUAAUAAUGUUAUAUACAAUCUCAAAACUAAAAUUAUAAUUUUAGUUUUGAGACCUGU